This is a messenger RNA of Girardinichthys multiradiatus, 2725 nucleotides long. Its product is annotated as putative methyltransferase NSUN7. The transcript is spliced from 13 exons. The record is from RefSeq and is a predicted model, not a curated record. The coding region runs from base 62 to 2542 and encodes 826 amino acids. Lineage: Eukaryota; Metazoa; Chordata; Actinopteri; Cyprinodontiformes; Goodeidae. Gene Ontology annotation, molecular function: methyltransferase activity.
ACUCAGGGCAGGAAGCAGCAGUUUUCUGGGCUCUUGUUUAAGCUGCCUUUUUUUUGUGAAGAUGAGUGUUGUUUCUAUUUCUACAAGGCAGCUUCUGAGUGACAACGAUGGCUCCAGAGGGGAUGUAAAUAUGAGCUCUGACACAGAGAAGGCGAUUAUCAUCUCUCAUCAAGAGCAAGGCCAUCAGAUUACCAAGCAGCUGCUCUCCUCUCUGCCUCGUCUUCACUCAUUGUCUCUUGGCUCAGUCUGCCCUCCAUCAGAUCAGGUCUUUCUCCAGGCAGCAGCCAUCUUUCAGCAGCUUCGUAGAGAGAAGCCAGUAUCUCAUCAGCUUCUGCAAUAUGAAAAAAAGACAGACACUCUGCCGCUCGUCAGUGGAGACAAGGCCACACAGAAGCAAGCAUACCAGCUCGCCUUUAACACUCUCAAAUACCAAGAUUUACUGGAGGCCAUGAUUACUGACAGCUGCUUUCACACAUCUCAGCAUAUCAACAGCGAUUUGUUGCCGUUGGCGAUGGUGAUGCUGUUUGAUUUCCAGGACAGGAAGUUCCUGCUGCGUCGGGGUCCAACUGAAGGAGAGCAGGAGGCUAUCGCUGAAGUCAGAGACCUGGAAAAAAGCCUACAGAGGUGGAAGACCAAGCUGGCAGCAUCUCUGGCUCGCUUCAGGGUGAAACACAACCUGCGUAGCGUCUCCCGUUUUCUAUCUGUUUCCCUCAGAGCUAAAGAGCACAGGGCCAAAUCCCUACUGCUUUAUGCAUGGGUCAACACUUCACACACCAGUCUUGAUGAGAUGUGUGAAGUGUUACGAAGUGCUAAACUGAGUGAAGUAAAAAACGUGGCUGACCUCACGAAUUCAACAUUUUCCAAGGAUCCCCUCUGUACAGAUACGCUUAUUUUCUCCCAGAGUCUGCGUAUACCUCUUCAGAGCAGCAUCCUCACUAGCACACAUAUGCUGAACAUACAGGACAGAAGUGUGUGUGUGGCGGUUAGCGUGUUACAGCCCCUCCUGUUUGAUAAAAGUGACGUCCUGGUGGUGGGCUCCUUUUCUGCUCUGACUGUGGCUCAUGUAGCUGUUGCAGCCGCUGCUUGCUCGUGCCGCGUGCUGGUGUGCGGCACUGAUCACACAGCCUCACAGACAGAAGAGAUGAAGGAGCUGUUCUCACAGAUGGAUAUCAAAAAUGUCAAAGUCCUGUCAGAAGCUUUCUGCAGUCUGGCUGAGUGGAACAAUGCUGUGCGGAGACUAAAGGUCAUCAUAGUGUUGCCUCAGUGUUCGUCCUCUGCCCUCAAUGACCCGGUCACCACUAUGCACAGUGAACACGGAGACUGGAAUCUACUCCCAGAUUUAUCCCACGGCUCUGUUUCCAAAAGCAAAAUCUUCUCUCUGACCACCCAGCAGGCCCGACUGUUGGCCCACGCUCUGUCCUUUCAAAAGGUGCAGACAGUGGUCUACAGCACACGCUCAGUGUGUCCUGAGGAAAAUGAGCAGCUGGUCAGACAAGUGUUGGACAAAACCCAUACUAACCCCAAACUGCUGCCCUUCAGGGUGAGCGGUCCAAUUUUCCCUAAUGAUUCCACAUCAGGAGAUGAAACAGACUCCAAGUUCUUCAGGCUCCAUCCUUCUCAGUUCACCAAUGGCUGCUUUGUAGCCAGGCUGUCGCGCCAGGCCGAUCCCACUAAGGUAGAACCAGUUCAGGAUGUGCUGGCAAGGGCAGCAGCCAAGGGUCUCCUAGGUGGCAUAAUUUCUGAGCCAUCAACAACUGGUAAAAAGGGCAAAAGCAAGAAGAAACAAGCUUCUUCCACCACCAGCAAACCUUCAUCUCCCUCUAGCCAAGAGGAGCUUGAGGAAUGGGAGGUUGGUGAUGGAGAAGAUCCAGCUCCAACUUCAGAGCAGGACAAGGAGAAAGAGAAAGGAGACUUAAAGGAAGGUGAAGAAAAUGAGGUUGGGGUUGAGGAUGAUAAGACCAGAGUAAAGAAGAAGAAAAAACGAAAAACCAAGAGGAAUCAAAAACAGACCAAAGGUGAUACCACAGGCCUGAAACAUCAACCUAAAGGUCAAAAGAAAGCAAAUAGAAAAGGAAAUCAAUCUCAGCAGAAGACACAGCAAACAAACAGCAAACCAAGGCGAAUACCACGUCUUACACUCACUUUGAUGUCUGCUGAAAAACCCUCCAGACACUUGUCACCAAUCACAGCUCUCGCACACAAGAUCAGCGGCAAACCAGUAAAGCUCCAGGAGAGCUCUUCUUUAGUCCCAGAAAAACAUCUCUCACAUGUUCAGCCUGCUCCUUCUACUUCUCAGACAGCUUCUGAGAGGCAAAACAUCCAACCUGAGGAGGCAGAAAGGACCCUGGAAGAGGAUGUCACUUGUCCUGUGAAUGUCAGGAAAACACAGAGAGCGUUGAAAGCUGCAGAUCACAUCCUGCCUCCAAUUUCUUUCCCGUUUUCAGGAAGCAGCUCUGUUGGUCGGCCGCAGUCUCUGACUUCCAGUUCUCAGUUAGCAUCCUCAUCCUCCGCUUCCCUGCAUGGGAAAGCAUACACACUCUAGUCUUGUUCACACUGUACUCGCUGGGGUGAUCCUGCAGACAGACAUACAGUAUCAUACAGGACACGUUUUUUUCCUACAUGCAAGUACAUGAGGCGACUGUGGCUCAGUAGGAAGAGUAGUCGUCUUGCAAUCAGUAGUAGUAGUAGUCGUCUUGUGGGUUCGAUUCCAGCUUCCUCCUGCCAU